Molecule: messenger RNA, 1420 nt
Organism: Danaus plexippus (monarch butterfly)
Lineage: Eukaryota; Metazoa; Arthropoda; Insecta; Lepidoptera; Nymphalidae
Product: motile sperm domain-containing protein 1-like
Exons: 4
Coding region: 109-741 (210 amino acids)
Cellular component (GO): cytoplasm
Source: RefSeq, a predicted model, not a curated record
GAUAUUUGACAAGUGACAGCUGUUUGAUAUUAUUUGUGAAAUAGGAUGUAGCUGAAAUUGUUUUUGUAAUUUAUUCUUUGUUCCAGUCAACAAAAAAAAAACAUUAAAAUGAAGAAUUUCCCCGUGUUUGUCUUUCCAGUUUCCUUGGAAUUCUAUUUAAACGCGAGACAUACCCAUAAACAGUUGUUAACUGUGUAUAAUCCAUACGAGUUUUCUGUUAAUUUCAAAGUAUUAUGUACAUCUCCAAACAAAUUCACUGUAAUAGACCCAGAAGGAGUUAUAGCUCCUCAAAGUUGUAUCGAUAUCGUAGUUAGAUAUUCGCAGCCGUCUAUCUCGCAUUGCAAUUCCGCUGAAAAGUUUCGAAUAACAAUGUAUGAUCGAAAUACCCAACAGGCAUUGGGUAAACGGGAUAUUCCAACCAAACUCAUCGAAGGUGAACCAUCCAACAUCAAUCAAGAAAGUUUGGGAGAUAAUUUUCAUCCACUUACUACAAAACCAGCACCAAUGAGAACGGAGGAACAUUCUCGAGUCAUAUGUAAUCAUUCACACCACAGAGACCAACCCAUCAAUGUUGUGGCGGUGGCAGUGAGUAUAUGUUGUAUAGCAGCCCUACUUUUGCCAACACAACCAGAACAGGUGCUGAAAUCACAGUGGCCGGAGUGGUUGCAUAUCGGGUCUAAUCUUAAGUUAGUAUUCUCAUUUGUUCUAGGACUUGUUAGCAUGCUAGUAUUAAGACCUUGAGUUGUACAGGUGGUAGUAUUUUUAUGACACAUUGAUAAGUUGGGUUUUGUAUUUUUUUAUUUAAAUUUUCGUAUUCUAAUUCUAGAUCAAUAGACAAACACUUUUUUUCUUUCAAUGAUAUUAUAAUAAAAAGCAUAUUAAGCUUCAAAUAAUUUGACUUCUUUGGUGUUGCAUCCAUUAAAUUGAGGCAGUUAUAAAAUAUGUAUGUGUUGCCAUAUAAUAUAAAUAGUUUAUAAUUAAGGUGACAUUUUGUAAAUACAGGGAUUUUUUUGUACACAGUUGUGUUGGUGGUGUUUAUAUUUUAUGUAUGUUUAGGGUUACUGUUAAUAUUUAAAAAUACUUAGAUUCAAUAAUGAAAAUAACUUUUAAAGUAUUCAAUAGUAUCUUUAAUUUAUGAAUUGCUAAUGUUCUAGAUCAGCAUAUAUUUAUAUCAUAUUCUGAAAACAGCGAUUCUUGAAUAAAAAGGUAAUUCUAGGAAAAUCAUAUCAAAUUAUUUCUACUUAAUUGUAUGGUAAUUUUUUUUUUUUAUAAAAAUUUGGGUGGUGAUCUGUCUAUAGUACCUGUUAUUUGGAAUAAAAUAAUAUAUUUCCAUAUAAAUAUAUAUAUAUCUUCAUGUCGGUUCUUGGGACCAUCUUGUAUAAUUACAAAAUUCAUGCCAAAUAUAUAAGUGAUGUAACAA